AUGGCAAAACUCUCAGGUCCUGUGAUCGGAGAGGGAUAUGUUGGCAGGAUCAGUCUGGACAAUAGCACUGGAUCUCUGGAGCUCUUGAAACUGACCAUUGCUGACAAUGGAGAAUACAGAGUGAUCCUAAGAGAGUCUGAUUUGAUGUAUUUGUCAAAUACUUCACUGAAUGUCUAUGAUGGACCUGAUGGUAUGGAAAUCAAGGGUCCAACUAAGAUAGAAGUAGGACAGAAGUUUACAUUGACCUGCUCUACUGACUCCAACCCCCCUGCUAGUUACACCUGGGUGCUUAACGGGACAAAGAUACCUGGACAUUCCCCUGAGUUCACUAAACAGAAGAGUGAAUACUCUGACAGUGGGGAUUACACCUGUACAGCAACAAAUGAUGUCACCGGAAACAAAAUAUCUGUGGUCCUUAAACUGUCAGUAAAAGAUGCACUGUAA
Salvelinus namaycush (lake trout) is the source of this 444-nucleotide messenger RNA. Its product is annotated as carcinoembryonic antigen-related cell adhesion molecule 5-like. The transcript has 4 exons. Bases 1 to 444 code for a protein of 147 amino acids. NCBI's taxonomy places the organism in Eukaryota, Metazoa, Chordata, Actinopteri, Salmoniformes, Salmonidae. The record is from RefSeq and is a predicted model, not a curated record.